This is a messenger RNA of Mauremys mutica (yellowpond turtle), 2017 nucleotides long. RefSeq names its product trophoblast glycoprotein-like. NCBI's taxonomy places the organism in Eukaryota, Metazoa, Chordata, Testudines, Geoemydidae. The transcript has 3 exons. Gene Ontology annotation, cellular component: plasma membrane. The record is from RefSeq and is a predicted model, not a curated record. Gene Ontology annotation, biological process: negative regulation of canonical Wnt signaling pathway. Gene Ontology annotation, molecular function: protein binding. The coding region runs from base 163 to 1284 and encodes 373 amino acids.
GGGGCCGGCUGGAAGGAGGCGGGGGGCGGGCAGCGGGCGAGUCCCCUCCCCGCCGGCCCCGCCCGCUGCCUUUGAAUCUCGUUCAGCCCAUUGUGCGCUCGGCGGAGCCCGGUGGGAAGGGGAGCGGACUCCUGCCCGCGGCGGGCAAAGGGCGUGUUGGAAAUGUCCCUCCGGGAGCCCCCCCCUGCCAGUCUGGGGUCCUGGGGGCUCCUGCUCCUGAGCCUUCUCCUUGCCCCGCUUGCCUGCCGGGCGUGCCCAGCCCCCUGCGAGUGUUCAGAACCAGCCCGGACUGUCAAGUGUGUCCUGAAGGAGCUGAGCGCUGUCCCGGCUGCCAUCCCCGGGUAUACCCGCAACCUCUUCAUCACCAGCAACCAGAUCGCUCGCCUCGGCAGCCAGGACUUCCAGGGGCUGCCCAACCUGGUCACCCUCUCCCUGGCCAACAACAGGAUCAGCGCUGUGGAGUCACAUGCCUUCUCUGCCCUCCCCAGCCUACGUUACCUGGACUUGAGCAAUAACCGCUUGGCUACCAUCCACCCCGAUGCUUUCAACUCCAGGAACAACUCCAUCCAGGAGCUGAACCUGAGCCGCUCAUUCUACAACUCCUCCACCAUCCGGCCCGUGGCAGCCGCCAUAGUCCAGGGCGGCUUCCGGAGCCUCUCCAAGCUGGAGCUGACCAACAAUGAGAUAGUCUACCUGCCGCUGGGCAUGUUCUCCAGCCUCCGCAGCCUCCGGCACCUGGACUUGAGGAACAACUCCCUGGUGGACAUCAAGAACUCCACUUUUGCUGGCCUCGACCUCGAGCACCUCGACUUGACCUUGAAUGCCCUCAAGACCCUCCGGAUUGAGGCCCUGGCUGAGCUGGGGAGGCAGCUGCACCUUCGCCUCUUCCUGAGGGAGAAUCCUUUCGUGUGCAACUGCGACAUUGAGGACCUGGUGAGCUGGCUGAAUCAGAGCCAGCAGGUGGCCGACGUGGAGAAACUGGCCUGCGUCUUCCCCCAGCACCUCCAGAACACAUCCCUGAUGGACCUGGCCGGGGCAGAGCUGGGCUGCCACUCCAGCCAGCACAGCCAGAACACUCUGCAGACCUCCUACGUUUUCCUGGGCGUUGUUCUGGGCAUCAUCGGCAUGGUCUUCCUCUUCGUGCUCUACCUGAACCGCAGGGGCAUCAAGACGUGGGUGAACAGCACGCGGGACGCCUGCCGCAACUUCAUGGAGGAGUAUCGCUAUCGUUACGAGAUCGACUCCGACCCCCGUGUCACCCAGGUCUCCACCUUGGACAUAUGACCACGUUCCUCUCGGGAGCCCACGGGGGGAGACUCUUCGGAUGGCUUUGUGAGCUUUCAGGGGUGGCCUGGUGCUACCCAUCUCCAGAACCAAUUCAUCUGCCUGGUGAUGAGCUGUGACGCUUCUUGUGACGGAGUUAGAACUUUUUUCUUCUCCUGUUUGAGGGACCUUGCUGGGGGGAGGGGGAAGGCGCAAUCUCCCCCUGCAUGGUCUCUCUUGCAUUGUAUUCCCGGCCCUCGGGGAACCCCUCUGGCAGUGGGACUCAGCCUUGGGCAGAUCUCUUUGUGGGCAUUAUAAAGCGGACACAAGACAGGGAUUUCUGCCUCCCUUUGGCUUCAAGCUUCCAUUCAGGUACUUUUGGGGUGGGAGGCUCUAUCCAAUGCAGGGAGUUGCUGCAGUGGGAACACAAGAACUGCCCCACGGGACCAACCCACCGGCUCGGUUAGCUCAGCGUCCGCACUCUUCUACAGCAUCAAUGCAAACCUUGGAGCUAACGCAAUAAUAAACCUCGGGGGAAUGUGGGAGAUUCCUUCCUAACCCCAGCUGCCGAUCGGCCUACGCCCUGGAGCAGGUGGAGCAAGAGCCCUGGGGACGGCUCGUGUAGCUUUGAAGCCACUGCUGCCGGUGGAGGGAAUGAGCUGUGAAAACCCAGGGCAGUGUCUGGAAUGCCCACUAGGGGGACCCAUGCCAGCAGUGGCAGGACAGCUGGGAUUUCACAAGUAUCCUGGGAUGA